GUGAUUUAUCUCAUAAGAAAAUCACACUCAUCGACAGCCCGAAUUCAAAAUGACGAAGCCUCGCGCGGAAAUUUGCCCUCCUUUCCCUCCUUCAGUAUCUCGUAUCUUCAGAAUUCCCCAACAAGCUUCCGUUUUGCUCUCCUAAACCUCGAAUCCAUCGAAAUGGAGCGGCAGAGGUUGCCGGUCGUCUGUCCGGAGAACGAAGACCUUGCCGGGUUCAUGUGGCAGAAGCGGCUGGAAAUGGCGGCGACACCCAAAGGAAUUUCGGAGAGAGUCGAGAUGACUCUGUACAAAGCUUAUUUCAAUGUCUGCAACUCCAAGGCAUCCAUCAAAUCCAUGAAGGAUCUCUCCCAGAUUAAAGGUGUUGGAAAAUGGAUUCUUAAGCAAGUACAAGAUUUCUUUAAGAGUGGUUCUGAAGACUCUGAACCUGCAGACUUGGCGGGGAAAGGUAAGAAAAAAAAGGGAACCAAACGCUAUGUUCCACAGAAGAACUCAGUUGCUUACACUUUAUUGAUUACUCUUUAUAGGGGUACAACAAAUGGGAAUGAAUAUAUGCGUAAACAGGAGCUUAUUGAUGCAGCCGAAGCAAGUGGUCUUUCUAGGGUGCCAAUUGCGCCAGAAAAAGGUAAAGGGAAACCAGCGCAAUUUGGAAGCUCUCCAAGGGAUUGGUACAGUGGAUGGAGCUGCAUGAAGACAUUGAUAUCUAGGGGAUUAGUGGUGAAAUCUAGUUGCCCAGCUAAAUACAUGCCAACAGAAGAGGGGAAACAAGUUGCACGUGAAUGUCUUGAGAGAUCUGGAUUGUCAAAUUCUACUAUGAAUUUUGAUAAUGACAAGGGAUCCUCUAUUCUUAAAUCAUGUGAUAUAUCCGAUCAUAGUGUUGAUUGUCUUGAUUCAGAAGUAGAAGUGACUUCACCAUGUGCUGGUGUGAGUAGACAAAAUAAAUCAAUCAACGUUCCUCCUGAAUCACUUCAGAGGUUUAUGCGAAUGGGCUACUCCAAGAAUCAAGUUCUUGAUGCCUUUAAAGAAGUUUCAGAGGAUAACCCAAACAAGGAUAUCUCAUCACUUUGGCCAGCAGUAUUAUGUCGUCUUCGUGAAGAUCAUGUUUAUGGUCAAGUAGAAGCAGUUGGAAGAGAAAAUAGAUUCUUGGGCUCUUCUUCUUAUGAGGGGCAUAUGCGAAAGACUGCUGUUAUUGAUAAUGUAGAGAGAUCUUUUACCUUGAGAUCUUGUUCAUCAUCUGAUCAUGCUAUCACUGAAUCCUCUAGAGAUUGUGUCAAAGCAAAUAUGAACAUCUUGAGCAUGCCACCUUUGAGCUUUGGUGAGAAAUUUGAAGAUGCAUAUAAAGUAGUAUUGAUAUUGGAUGAUCGAGAACAGUUUGUGAACCAGAGUUCUCGGUCGAGGAGAAUGAUUGAGAAUAUCUGUAGCCAAUUUAAGAUCCAAAUUGAGAUUAGGAGGCUACCUGUUGGUGACGGAAUCUGGAUAGCUCGCCAUAAACAUCUUGAUAAUGAAUAUGUUCUUGAUUUUAUUGUUGAGAGGAAAAAUAUUGAUGAUUUGCGGUGCUCAAUUAGGGACAAUCGCUAUAAAGACCAAAAAUUGAAACUCUUGAGAUGCGGGCUUAAGAAGAUGAUAUAUCUGGUGGAAGGUGAUCCCAAUUCAUCUGAAGCGGCAGAAAGCAUCAAAACAGCUUGCUUUACGACAGAGAUUUUAGAGGGAUUUGAUGUGCAACGAACCAGUGGCUUGUCUGAUACACUAAAGAAGUACGGUUAUCUUACUCAUGCAAUUACACAUUACUACAUUUCACAGGCGUCGAGCGAGCGUCUUAGUCGUUCUGAUGUCUGUCCCCCUCUCAAUGAAUUUAUCAAAAAGUGCCAAGAAUUGGAUAAGAUGACGGUUAGUGAUGUAUUUGCCCUCCAGCUCAUGCAGGUCCCACAGGUUACGGAAGAGGUUGCUGUUGCUGUUGUGGAUUUGUACCCGACUCUUCUAUUGCUUGCCCGAGCAUACUCUCUUCUAGAUGGUAACGUUAGCGAACAAGAAGAGAUGCUAAGGAGACAGAGCAAGAAUUUGAUCAAUGCAGGUGCUAGCCGGAAUAUUUUUCAUUUAGUAUGGGGUAGUGGGAAGUAGUUAUAGUUAGCAUCUAUCUGCAACGGAUGCUUUUUGACCUUGAUGGCAAUGAGUUUCAUAGUUAACUGCUGUAAAUAUUCAUUUUAAAUGCCAUAUUCAUAUGCUAAAGUUGUUCUCAGCCCUAAGGGUUGACUGUGAUUGUCCACAGGCUGUAUAAAAAAUACGGUAACCCGAGGAACGCAACCCAGGGUUCGAUUUGCAUGUUAGAAGAAAUUUUAAAUAUCCCGCCAUUGCUUUUCGGGGAUUUUUUUUUUCUUUCUUUCUUUUCUGAGUACAAGUAGUGAUGGAAGAUUCGAACUCAUGAAAUCUUGGUUGGAGACAAGUGCUAAUUACCGCCAAGCUAA
Molecule: messenger RNA, 2462 nt
Organism: Momordica charantia (bitter melon)
Lineage: Eukaryota; Viridiplantae; Streptophyta; Magnoliopsida; Cucurbitales; Cucurbitaceae
Gene: MUS81
Product: Restriction endonuclease, type II-like superfamily protein
Biological process (GO): double-strand break repair via break-induced replication; resolution of meiotic recombination intermediates; DNA catabolic process
Cellular component (GO): nucleus; Holliday junction resolvase complex
Molecular function (GO): crossover junction DNA endonuclease activity; DNA binding; 3'-flap endonuclease activity
Source: RefSeq, a predicted model, not a curated record